GUUGUGAUCUUCCGGUGGCUAGCUAGCAAAAGCAAGCAGUCUCCAAUCGCUGUUCAAGCCUGGUUUGCAAGCUAACUAGCAGCCUCCGGAGUUAACCAUGAACAUUCUCCCCAAGAAGAGCUGGCACGUCCGCAACAAGGACAACGUCGCCCGGGUGAGGAGAGAUGAAGCUCAGGCAGCCGAGGAGGAGCGAGAGGCCAAGCGGAGAGUGGAGCGUGCAGAGCAAGAGGCACGCACCGAGUUUCUGCGAAGGAAAGCCAGAGCCGCUGUCCAGUCGGAAGGAGGAGGAAACCAGGAGGUUAAUGAUGGGGAACAAAGUGGAGCCUUGGAACAUCUCAACCUCUUUCCCAUCGAGGAGUCUGUGGAGAAGAAGGACAAUGAGGAGUAUCUCAAGGAAAAGAAAGAGGAGACGGAGAAACAGGAGCGUGCCAUCGGCUUACUGGUGUCUCUGGGACCGCAGCCGGGGACCGAGGUCACGCCAUGGUACAUGAAAACGGGCCAGGAGAAGGAAGAGGAGAGGAAAGAGAAGGAGAAGAGGAGCGAGACGAGGAAUGAAAAAAGGAAGGAGUUAAGCGAGGAGGAGCGGGAGAAAAAGGAUCGUCGGCUGAAGGACAGUUUGGACCCGUUGAAGGAGAUGAAGAAAGCUUUGGGGGAGACGGGCACCAAGAUGCACAAGAGCAAGAAAAGAGAGAAGAGAGACAGAGGGGAAAAGAGGAGCACUGGGGAAAGCUCCAUCGAGAGACUUCGAGCAGAGCGUUUGCAGCGCGAGUUAGAGGAGCGGCGGCGGGCCCAGGCGCUGCUGGCUCAGCGCAACAGCAAGGACAAGGAGCCCGGCAGGGAGGUGAACGAGCGCGAGCGGCCUUACAACAGCGCCUACUUCCCGGAGCUGGCCCGCAAGCGGCAACGGCGCGACAGAGACAGCUGGAGGGACGAGAUUUUGAAAUUGUGAACUUUUUGGUUUGUACCCAGAAAAAAAUGGGAGUGAAUCAACACAACACAUUGUAUUAUGUAAAUAUUUUGUUUAUGAAUGAGAAGUGGCCAAAUCUUUUUCAAUUCAUGUAGGAAUGCAAGGUACCACUGUAUGUUGUUAACCUUAUUUAUGUAAUAUUGAAGUGCAGUUGUACACCAAUGCUAAAUUACAACCUACAAUAAUAAAUAUACAGUACAGUACUGUUCAAGUAAUACCUCUCAAAGGUGGGCAUUAAUAUCUUUGUAAAGGCAGAAUUCAGUACUGCUGAGUGCUUAUUUUUUCUGUACAUAAAGGUGAAAAAUGUCCCUUACUGUGAUUUUUAAAACAGCCAUAUUG
Molecule: messenger RNA, 1306 nt
Organism: Phycodurus eques (leafy seadragon)
Lineage: Eukaryota; Metazoa; Chordata; Actinopteri; Syngnathiformes; Syngnathidae
Gene: leng1
Product: leukocyte receptor cluster (LRC) member 1
Exons: 5
Coding region: 98-949 (283 amino acids)
Source: RefSeq, a predicted model, not a curated record